CUGUAAUGACUAGUGCUAGUGUUGAACAUUGCAAUGGCUGACAAAGGGUUGCAAAUUGAGAAUAAAAUUUUAGUGAACAUUUUUGUAUAUAAAAUGCUUGUAACUCCGCAGAAUUGUUAUCAGUUUCAAUAGAGCAGCAUAAAGUAGUGAAUUCCAACUUAUCAACAAUAGACAAUAUCAACAUGUUCAAAUUCCUCGCCGUUUGUUUUUUCGCCAUGGUUGCUUGCGUCGCUGCAAAGCCGGCUGUGGUUGCCUCUCCAGUGGCUUAUACAGCCGCUUACAGCGCCCCCGUAGUGGCUGCCUCUCCCUACACCGCUGCCUAUACAGCCGCUUACACUUCACCUUAUGCUGCCGCCUACUCCUAUCCAUAUGCUGCUGCCUACAGCUACCCAUAUGCCACGGCUUUCUUGCGUUAAGGCUUAACCUAACAUCUGAUGGCAGAUAUGAUUAAUUAACUUGUGGACUUGGCUCAAACGUGGUUAUCUUACCUAUGCGGAGAUAUUUUUUACAUGGCAUUUAUAUAACUUCAUUUUCAACUUGUCUAAGCACUACCAAUGUUGUAAUUCAUACUUCUUUCGAUUUCCUCUAUACUUUGUUGUUAGUUUCCUUCUUUCCUAUACUUGUUCUUUCAAUGUUUAUAUAUAAAAUAAUAUGAAUAUCAAAUACUCAAAAAAAAAAAAAACAAAAACACGUAUACGUAAAAGUAAAUAAAUGCUUUACAUGUG
Molecule: messenger RNA, 725 nt
Organism: Anastrepha ludens (Mexican fruit fly)
Lineage: Eukaryota; Metazoa; Arthropoda; Insecta; Diptera; Tephritidae
Product: vitelline membrane protein Vm26Ab-like
Exons: 2
Coding region: 183-416 (77 amino acids)
Source: RefSeq, a predicted model, not a curated record